AUGUGCUUAGUAAAUGAUACCAGAUCACAGAUCGUAUCAAAACCGCCGGUACAUGAGUUAGAAACACAAGUUAUGGCGGAACCAAUUAUAGCAAAGUCUUCAACUGGUCAAAUAUACGUGAAAACUUCUAAUAGAAAUAUAACUCUACAAGUAUCUGGAAGUGAUACUAUUUAUGCCCUUAAAGAAAUGAUUCAAAAUAAAGAAUUCUGUUUGCCUGUUCAACAACGUCUCACUUAUGCUGGCAAGCUUUUAAAUGAUGAGUGUCUCAUAGCAGAUUACUGUAUAAAAAAAGGAUCUAUAUUAAAUCUAUCCGUAAUUCCAAAAAGCUUAAUAUCCAUAACAAUGCCAACAGGAAAACCCUUAAAUUUAGAAGUGUGUUAUGAUGUCACUGUUAAUGCCCUCAAGAAAAUAAUCCAGGAUAAAGAAGGUAUUCCUGAUAAUAAGUUCUAUUUGACUUUUUAUCUUAAAUCUCAACAAGUUUACCUGGAUGAUGAAAAUGAAGAAAGUUUAUUAAAUUACAAGAUUGAUUUAAAUUUUUAUUCUCCUUUAAUCCCAAUCUAUGUGAACAUUUUUAAGAGAAAAUCAAUAACAUUAAAUGUAUUCAAGAAUGAUACUGUUUCUGAUCUAAAAAAAAUGAUUCAGGAUAAAGAGGGGAUCAAUUCUGAUCAUCAAUUUCUUAUUUUUCGUGAAAAGGAAUUAUCAAAUAUUCGCAGAUUGGAAAGGUACGGUGUCAUGAAACAUUCUAUAAUACAUCUUGUACUUAAGGAUAAAGCGCUUAGAAAAAACAGUGAAUCAAAGUUUUUGGCUGGUCAAAUUUAUGUAGAAAUGCAAACUCAAGAAAAAAUAAUUCUAGAUGUAUCUGAGAAUAGCACUAUCAAUGUCAUUAGAAAAAUGAUUAAUGAUAAAGUAUCUAUUGAUUCUCAUAAGUACAUUCUUGUUUUUGCCGGAACGGUAUUGGAAGAUGAUUAUACAUUGGAUGAUUACAAUAUUAAGCCUGAGUCUGUAUUGGAUUUUAUUUGUGUAAAUCAGAGAAUACAUGGUUCAAUGUCAAUCUUUAUCAAAACAUUAACUGGAAAGUCUAUUGUUCUGGAUAAUAUUUCUGGUGCCAAUACUUUCGAUGAAAUUAAAGAAAUAUUUUACAAUAGAGAAGACUACAAUAUUCAAAACGGAGAAAUAUUACAUCUUAUACUCAAGCUACGUGGUGGGAUGUUUCAUGAGACCAGUUGUCGAACAGAGUUUGAUGCAUUGCCACCACUUACGCGUUAUACACCAACAAAUGAAGAAAUUCUACAAAGUGGCGUUCAUAUUGAUAUUGCUUGCGAUUACUGUGGUAAAAGCGGUUGGAAAGGAACAAGAUAUAAAUGUCAAGAAUGCCCUGAUUAUGAUUUGUGUUGUAAUUGUAUUUCAAUGUCUGAUUUGCUUCAUAAUGUUCAGCAUAAUUUUUUGAAACUUUGGAUUCCUCCAAAUUCAAACGAUAAUUUAAAAAAUAUCCCUGUUCCCUCCGUUACCAUCCAUCCAAUAUUACCAACUACAAAAGAAGAAAUGUUAACAUUGCUUCAAAAAGAAGAACAACAACGAUUAUCACCUGAAAUACAAAACCAAUUUUAUAAAGUUGGAACUGAUCCCACACUUGGAAUGGAUUGGAUGGAUGUCACUGAUAAGAUGCAGUAUGGUUUAGUUCGUGAAUCUGGAUAUUCGGAUGAAGCUGUGCAAUUGUUACGUCGUGCUCCACAUAUUUACAAAGAUGAUCCUGCAUUUCAAACUACUCAAUUAUAUGUUCGUAACAACAUUGCUAAUGUAGGAAAUCUCACUGAAGAAAUGUUAGCUCCAAAUUGCCAAUUAAUUCCUGUAGAUUCUUCAAUUUCUACAAAAGAAAUUAUUAAUGCUAACGUAUUGACUAGUAUUUCUUUACAUUCACUCUAUAAAUCUGGAAGGCCCCUUGUUCUUCUUGGUGGAUCAUAUACCUGCCCUUUAUUUCGAUGCAUAUCUCAUGUACUUAAUGAUAUUUAUAACCGAUAUAAGGAUCAUAUAGAUUUUUAUAUGAUUCAAAUUCGAGAAGCACACGCAAGUGAUGUUUGGCCAAUUGGUAAUGUUGUAGAUGUUAAAGAACAUCGUACAUUAACUGAUCAUCUAACUGCUGCUUGUGAAAUGAUCAAAGCUACCAAAUUAGAGAUUCCUGUAUUAGCUGAUACUAUGGAUGAUACUUUCUUAAAAUUAUAUUCUCCAUGGCCUUUCCGCUUUUUUGUUAUUGUAAAUGGUAUUUUAAAACUUGUUGGAAUGCCUAAAGAAGCUCGUUAUGAUACAACAGAUUUAGUUGAAUGCUUAGAUACUCUUUUGGAUGACAAUAAAAUAGGCAAGAAAAAUUAA
This is a messenger RNA of Ambispora leptoticha, 2367 nucleotides long. Lineage: Eukaryota; Fungi; Glomeromycota; Glomeromycetes; Archaeosporales; Ambisporaceae. The record is from the annotation of a GenBank genome assembly.